Molecule: messenger RNA, 887 nt
Organism: Lactuca saligna
Lineage: Eukaryota; Viridiplantae; Streptophyta; Magnoliopsida; Asterales; Asteraceae
Source: the annotation of a GenBank genome assembly
UUGAUUUCUUAAUUAAUUAUGGUUCUCUGACCUCUGAUACUCAAUCUUCAACUUUCCUAAUUUUUUUAAACCCAAAUAUAAACAAUGUCGGGUGGAGCCGGUUCUUCUGAUGGAUGGGGGAUAAGAACAAUGAUAGAAGAGAGAAUAAUCUAUAAAAGGGGCUUUUCUCCGAGUUCCGUAUUUUCCUCCGAUUUUUCACAAAGAAGAAAAAGAAAAUACGACUGCUACUUUUCAGAGGUGAGAGGAUCUUCGAGGAUCUCUUGGGGUGAUCCCCCGACCUCUUGCAGCGCAGGCCCAGUGGCAGAAGACAUGUUUCAUUGGCAAGCUACGAUCAUGGGGCCACCUGACAGCCCUUAUGCUGGUGGAGUUUUUCUAGUUACUAUUCAUUUCCCUCCAGAUUAUCCAUUUAAGCCACCUAAGGUGGCUUUCAGGACAAAGGUUUUCCACCCAAACAUCAACAGCAAUGGCAGCAUUUGUCUUGAUAUUUUGAAGGAACAAUGGAGCCCAGCUUUAACCAUUUCCAAGGUUUUACUGUCGAUUUGCUCGUUGUUGACGGACCCUAACCCUGAUGACCCUCUUGUGCCUGAGAUUGCUCACAUGUACAAGACGGAUAGGAGCAAGUAUGAGACAACUGCACGAAGCUGGACCCAAAAGUAUGCCAUGGGCUAGUGGUUUCUGAAACUCAAGUUGUCCUUUUCCUUUUGCUACUUUUUUUUCUCAAGAAAAAAAAAAAAAUGUAAUGACUAAUGUCUAAUGAUGAAUGAAAAAUGUGUGAAUUAUGUUUUAUGUAAGAUAAAGAGGGUUUAGAAGGAAAAGGUAACAAACAUGCUCCACCUUAAAUAUUUUUAUUUAUUUUCUUUCCUUUCUUGAACAAUUUAAUCUUCUUC